GCGGCCUCUGAGCUCGCGCGACGCGGCCGGGCGGUGCGGUGCCUUCCGCCCUCUGCAGCCGUCUGCAUAUUUUUUCUUUCUUUUUCGCAAUUUUGAACAUUUAACAAGACGAGGGGUUCGAGGCAAGUGAGAGCAUCCUGCACGUCUUGGAGGAGCCCGCGGGCACUUGGCGCACUCUCUGGGGACUGCACUGGGAACCCGAAAGUUUUUUGUUUUCAUAUUUUUACGCAGAUGUAUUUAUAAAGACAUAAGUAAUUUUUUUUUCUUCCCUGUCUCCACCGCCUUGAAAGCGAGAACUUUUGGCAAAGGACUGAGGAAAAAGCUCAGCAACAUUUUGGGGGGAGGUUGGGGUUGUUUUUGUUUUUUUAAGAAAAAAAAAAUUUGAGUGCAUCGCGAUGGAGAAAAUGUCCCGACCGCUCCCACUGAAUCCCACCUUUAUCCCGCCUCCCUACGGCGUGCUCAGGUCCUUGCUGGAGAACCCGCUGAAGCUCCCCCUUCAUCACGAAGACGCAUUUAGUAAAGAUAAAGACAAGGAAAAGAAGCUGGAUGAUGAGGGUAAUAGCCCGACGGUCCCCCAGUCAGCAUUCUUGGGACCCACCUUAUGGGACAAAACCCUUCCCUAUGACGGAGAUACUUUCCAGUUGGAAUACAUGGACCUGGAGGAGUUUUUGUCGGAAAAUGGCAUUCCCCCCAGCCCGUCUCAGCAUGACCACAGCCCUCACCCUCCCGGGCUGCAGCCGGCUUCCUCAGCUGCCCCCUCCGUCAUGGACCUCAGCAGUCGGACCUCUGCACCCAUUCACCCUGGCAUCCCAUCCCCAAACUGUAUGCAGAGCCCCAUCAGACCAGGCCAGCUGUUGCCAGCCAACCGCAAUACUCCGAGCCCCAUUGACCCUGACACCAUCCAGGUCCCGGUGGGCUAUGAGCCAGACCCGGCCGACCUUGCCCUCUCCAGCAUCCCCGGGCAGGAAAUGUUUGACCCUCGCAAACGCAAGUUCUCUGAGGAAGAACUGAAGCCACAGCCCAUGAUUAAGAAAGCUCGCAAAGUCUUCAUCCCAGAUGAUCUGAAGCAGGACGACAAGUACUGGGCGCGGCGCCGGAAGAACAACAUGGCGGCCAAGCGCUCGCGUGAUGCGCGGCGCCUCAAGGAGAACCAGAUCGCCAUCCGCGCGUCCUUCCUGGAGAAGGAGAACUCGGCGCUGCGUCAGGAGGUGGCCGACCUGCGCAAGGAGCUGGGCAAGUGCAAGAACAUCCUGGCCAAGUACGAGGCCCGGCAUGGGCCCCUGUAGGCCGGCGUCCGCGGGCGGCCUCAGGCCCCGGACAGGGGUCUCCUGGUUGAUCGCACCGCACCUACCGACCUUUCCGACAUCAGCACUUUACCAGAUGCAUCAACAGGACGGACUCACAUUUUGGCGUGGGUGUGUGUAUGUGCUUGUGCUCAUGUGUGGCCAACGGGUGUGUGUGUGUGUGUGUGUGUGCGCGCGCGUCCCUUUGCACUUGCCAUUUUGGUAGCCCUCCAUCGUCUUUUAGUUCCAAAAUGAAAGGUGCCGUGUUUUUACUGGACUGCGGAGACCUCUCGUGGGUUUCCUGACCCCCUUCCUUCUCCACUCCUGCCCUUUCCGCGUGGCUUCAUGUUGGCACUUACCUACUCUUCCAGGACCCUCUGGUUGGGUUCACUAAGAAGGGCCCUGGUGAAAUAGCAGAUCUCGGUUUUCAAGACCACAGGCUCUUGUCUCUGUUUAAUCUGUAAGUUACCAUGCUAAUAAGGUGCACAGAAUAAUUUAGCACUACACUGCAGCUCCAUUCAGUUACAGGUU
Messenger RNA from Eubalaena glacialis (North Atlantic right whale), 1814 nucleotides. RefSeq names its product HLF transcription factor, PAR bZIP family member (gene HLF). Lineage: Eukaryota; Metazoa; Chordata; Mammalia; Artiodactyla; Balaenidae. Gene Ontology annotation, molecular function: DNA-binding transcription factor activity, RNA polymerase II-specific; RNA polymerase II cis-regulatory region sequence-specific DNA binding. The record is from RefSeq and is a predicted model, not a curated record. Bases 396 to 1286 code for a protein of 296 amino acids. Gene Ontology annotation, biological process: regulation of transcription by RNA polymerase II. The transcript is spliced from 4 exons. Gene Ontology annotation, cellular component: nucleus.